AUGUAUGACGACAAGCUGGAAACUGCCAAGGACCACAUCUGCUGCGGCAGCUGUAAAAAGUGGAACAGUCACCGCCGGAUGAUUACUUCCGGAGUGGUCUGUUUUCAAACAGCCGAUGAAGAUGGGGUGAUCAAAACAAAGUACAAGAAAAUUUGCGCCCGAUGCUGGACUGCAGAGAAGAACCUCUCCACUCCCAAAGAUGAGCCAAAGGUUUCGAUGAUGGAUGCAGCCUUGAAGGAGCAUGAUAGCCUCUAUGAACGACAGGCUCGCAAACAAGUGAGACGUACUACAGCUGAUGCUACACCAAAGUCUCCGGUGUCAGUGCCAAAGGCUGCGCCCAAGUCCCCGUCGGCUUCGGUUACGCCAAAGGCCAGCAGCAAUGGAGGAGUCUCCAGCACCCUGGCGAAAAUGCCGAAGCAGACACGGGCAGCACCAGAACUCUGCCAGCGGCAUUUGCAAAUGUGCAACUGCGAACAUUGGAAGGUCAUUCACACUUUUGUUUUCGUUCGCUCUGAUGCUUCCCUGGACAGCGAACCCUUGGCCGUGCUCCGUGAGGGCAGCUUGCUGUGCGCCGCAAAGCCUGAGGAACCUCGUUCCAGCGAUGGCAAGUGGGCCAGAUUAGGCAGUCAAGCCAAGGUCUGGUCUGAGAUCACUUCGGAUCGACCAGACUUUGUAGCUCUGGGUCGCGAGGUGAUCCCCCACGGGUCAACCGGGGUCAACCGAACUCAGGAGGCUCACCUGCACAUCGGCAGUGGGGUCAGACUCCAGCAGUAUCCACCCUGGAAUCCACCCUGUCCCAGCGACGCCAUGGCCGAAGCUGAUGAUGAUGCAGGACAGAAGAAGAACAACAAGCGCGAUGCCUUGCGAUCCACACAAGCCGUGCCAUUCUCCAUGUUCGAUCCCAUCGUGGCUUUUGAGGCCAUCAACAGCAACUGGAUCAACGUGCCGGAGGUGGCAAAGUUGGGAAUCCAAGCCGCGCACAAAAAGAUUGGUUUGGCCCGCGAGGAGCGCCUCGAGUUGCAACGAGCAAUGGACAAUCUCCAGAAGCAGUUCCGCGGAAUGCAGGAGCACCACGUCCAGCAAAUGAACGCCCAAACUUCUCGGGUGGAUUUCCUUGAGAGAAGUACGAAGC
Cladocopium goreaui is the source of this 1132-nucleotide messenger RNA. The record is from the annotation of a GenBank genome assembly. NCBI's taxonomy places the organism in Eukaryota, Dinophyceae, Suessiales, Symbiodiniaceae.